This is a messenger RNA of Glycine soja, 357 nucleotides long. RefSeq lists its product as uncharacterized. Lineage: Eukaryota; Viridiplantae; Streptophyta; Magnoliopsida; Fabales; Fabaceae. The transcript has a single exon. Bases 1 to 357 code for a protein of 118 amino acids. The record is from RefSeq and is a predicted model, not a curated record.
AUGGGUGUCUUGGAGUGGAUCGGUACUAGAAAAUACUUGGGUGCUCCAUCUAUGGUGGGAACGAAUAAGUGGGUCGUUUUUGGUUAUAUUCGUGAUAGAGUGUGGAAGAAAAUCCAGUCUUGGGAAGGUAGAUGGUUGUCAAAGGCUGGCAAGGAGGUAAUGAUCAAAUUUGUCUUAAAAGCAAUCCCAAAUUAUUGCAUGUCUAUGUUCUUAUUGCCACAUUCUCUUAUUGAGGAAAUCCACAAAAUGCUUAAUGCUUUUUGGUGGAGCUCGGAGAAAGGAGCAAGGAGGGGUUUUCAUUGGUUCUGUUGGGAGAAAUUGGCCAUGAGGAAGGAUCAAGGAGGAAUGGGGAGCUGA